UUUUAUGAAAGUUCCACAGUGGCAAAAUCUGCUCUUGUCAAUAUUAUAAAAAAAAUAUUUUCUUUAUUUCUGCUAUUUUUUGUCAUUACAAAUUGUCCGAAAGUGUGCAAUAUGAUCAUUUAAUUAUGAAGUGUAACAGAGCUCAUUGAGAACCAUACCGUGAAACAUUCAUUGUCUGCAAAAAAAUAUUUUUUUAACGUGGCCGAAUUGCAAAUUGAAAUCUCUCUCUGCAAUAGGCAAAGUGACAGUGAAAAUAUGACGUGACAAUACUUAAUUUUUCCAUUGUUUUUAGUGUUAUUUAUAGCCCGUAAUUUAUUGGCAAGCAAUGUCUAGGCAAAAUACGAAUUAUUAUUCGGGAGCAGCGCCACCGUUGGCGCAUCACAAUCAGAUGCCAGCUGGACAUUUCAAUCAAUAUCAAAUGCAUGGCCAGCAGCAGCCACCACAACAACAACAACAGCAGCCGAACGAAAAUAGUUGGAAUUGGCAACCUCAACCACCUGCUCCGUCAAUGAACACCUCCGUACCGAAUUCAUCCAAUGCACAGCAAAUGCCUCCGCCUCCACAACAAUUCAAUGCAUCCAAUGUGUUUGACAAUGCAAACACUGAUGGUUGGGGAGACUGGGGCGAGAGUGAUUGGAAUGAAAAUUCACAAAAUCAAUUGCAACAACAAAAUUUUGGUGUAAACCAAUUUAAUGCAAACAAUGUUCCGCCACCACAACCACUGUACGGACAAGCGACACAAUACCAACAACAACCGCCACAUCCUUUUCAAUCUCAACAAAACAGCGAUCAGUACGGUCAUCCGGCACAGCAUGUGACAAACAUUGCUGACAGUUUCGGUGAUAGUUCCAAUUGGAACUGGAAUGCUAGUGAAAGUGUUGCACCGGUUGAGCCGUCAUUUAAAACCGUCGGAAAAGAUGCGGCUCAAAAACAUUCCAGGAAUACGUCGAACGCUAGCGAUUCAACACCGAUGCUGGUAGAGAAAACCGAAAACAAUUUACCCAGGCCGCCUGAUAACAAUAAAAAUACUCAACUCAAUAACCCGGCGAUGAGCCGAAUCAUCAAGAGUGAACGGUUGCUGACACCACAAUGGUCAACCGAAAGUCAAAUGUCUCACACAUCAAGUGACCGUUCUAUCGAUAGUGAUGCACUAAAUUCGCGUAGUACAACAUCGUCCGAUGAUCCAAGCCAUCAUCAGCAGCACUACCCGUAUCACGAGACAAAUCAACAAAGUUUAUCAAAUUUUGGAAUGGAAAAUGAAAGUUCCCAUUAUGUCCACAAAGACAAUAACGGCGAGGCGAACACCGUUGACAAAUUGGACGAAGUUUUGUUCGCUUUGAACGUUGAUCGUCAAGCUACCGAGAGUUCAACGAACUCCUAUGAAAAUCAUUCGAACGUCAUUCAACACCCACCAUCGUUCAAUCAACAACCAGUGAACGAAUGGAAUCCCGUUCAAAGUACACCACCGAUCAACUAUCAAACAGACACAAUUUCCUCAAUUCAACAACCAAUUAGGCCUUCAUCUGCAUCAAGUUUGCCUCCGCCACCAGCAUUUCAAGAAUAUUCACGAACAACACCGUCGCCUAUGAAUCAUCCUCCGAACGCAUCCAGUCCUAUGAAUUUACCACCACCGCCAGCAAUGCAUCAAAUGAUCCGUAAAAAUUCGUCUCCGUUAAACCAACCACAACCGCAACCUACUCCACCUGCAAUGAAUCAACUGAACAAUGCUUUUUCGUCUGAACAUACUGGAAUGUUGCCACCUCCACCAAUGCAACAAACACAGCGAAAAAAUUCAUCGCCACUGAACCAAAUUUUACCGCCUCCAUCGUCAGCUUCCGGCGGCUUAGAGAAUCCAUUCAAACGAACCGGAGCCCAUACUCACAACAAAAAUAUGUUCCAUUCAGAAUCGACUGCCUCACCAUCUGUAAGCUCGUUGCCGGGUCAACUAAAUCAAUUUACGCCUAAUGAAUUCAACCAGCAGCAACCACCACCCGAAAAUUCGGAAGUAAUUGAUCAAACACCAAACCGUAAUUUUAUAUCGCAUGAGAAUCAUGAACUCGCGCCUCACAACGAUCGUAAUCAAUACCUACAGACUGGUCAUUUGUCCGAAGAGGCCUUUAUGCCAGAUGAUAGUCAAUCUAUGAAUUUAGAAUAUCAGAAUGAUAACCUACCACCACCCGGACUGUCACGUCUAGUACUGGGUGAACCGGAAGUUGAAAACCAUCAGACUCAUCCUACCGAACCUCCGCCAGGACUAGAUCGUAUGGUUCCCGGUACUGAUUUAAUAAAUUCGACGCCACUGAAUUUGGAUCGUCAAGCAGAUGGUCAGGAUACUAUGUCUCAAGUAUCAGUAAUGCGUCCAGUUAGCGUACCAAACUAUCCGAUGCAACACCAACAACAGCAACAGCAACAUCCACCACAACAACAACAUCAUUCUAAUGUGCCAGUCAUUAUGUUGGAUCGUAAUUCGUAUUUACUAUAUUCAGUGCCUGGUGAAAGUGACGUGCAUACGCAACGAGUGGUAACCGGCGGAUUGGAACGAGAAGAAUCUUCUCGAAGUGCACAAGAUGUGUCCGUAACUCCUCUUGCUGAAGAAGAACGAGAACUGGUAAUGGAUGGAGAAAAUCUUGAGGACAACAAUAUCAAAGAUAGCAACCCGCUAUCUCGAGAUGAUCCAAUUGAGGGAGCUAAUACAGGAGAUGAAACUCAUGCUACUGCUAAUGUUGUGGAAAAUGAACAGAUUGUUUCUCCUGUCGACACAACCAAGAAAUUCAACUCGAAUCCAUCAACAUGUAACGAUGAUAGCGAUAAAGAACGUGCAUCCUAUUAUCGGCCACGGCGUGGCGACGAAGUGACAGGUUCGCGUCGACGAAGAGAUAAGAAUGCGGAGCGUUAUGAGACAGAAGACACGGAUUACAGUGACAGGGAACGCGGCAGAUUUAAUCGGGAAGGAAGUUCGCGCAAUGAACGGUCUAGACGUAGUAAAGAUAAGGAUGACUGGCCAAAGGAAAGUAGAGAACGGUACAGAGAUGAUCGCGAACGGAAUCGAAAAGAAGGUGAUCGUUAUCGUGGUGAUAAAAGUCGCCAGGAUCGUUACGCUCGCUACGAAACGGACGGUUCGCGAUAUGAAACGGAAGAUUCGAGAUACGAUCGCUAUCGCCGUGACGAUCGCGAUCCUAGAGACGGUGGUCGUAGACAAAGAAGAGGUGAAAACGAUCGAGGUGAAAGAAAUGAUCGAGGUGAAAGAACCGAUCGAGGUGAAAGAACCGAUCGAGGUGAUAGAACCGAUCGAGGUGAUAGAACCGAUCGAGGUGAAAGAAACGAUCGCGGUGAUAGAACCGAUCGCGGUGAUAGAAGCGGCCGCUCUGAUCGUCAUAACGAGAGCAAAAGUAAACGAUAUAAAGAUCCGAGUGAUAAUAGGCGAGAAAAACCAUCGCGUCCGUCGGAUUCGUAUUAUGAUUACGAAGAUGAUCAUUACCGUCGAACGGGUAGCCGAACGGGUGAUCGUGGCGAAAAGGAUGGAAGAUAUGCAACACCGAACUAUUACCAGCAAGGCUACGGAUAUGAUCAAUAUUCGUAUUACCAACAGCAGCAAUACUACGAAACUAUGCGACGAACGAAUCCACAAGCCUAUGCGGAAUGGUAUAAAAUGUACUACAGUCAAAUGCAACAAGCUCAAAUGUCUGGAAGUGCCGCGCCUACCACGACUGAUGGCCGUGAUUCUGUACACUCGGGUAGAAGUUCAGCAAAUGAAAAAGAGAUGUACAGUCGUUCGUCUAAUCAUCAACAAAUGUACUACGAUCCAAAUUUAUAUCAGCGACACUUUAGUCAACAGCAAAAUUCAACAAUGUUGGAUAGUUCUUACAUAGCCGAUCGGGAGCGUCAAGCACAGUCGCUAUCACGUCAACAUUCCUUAACAAAAUCGUACAAUGUCUAUUCAGAGUCAACAAGAUUGGAUGCCAUCGAAUCGGUGCAACAAGGUCAACAGCGAUCAACACCAUGCAAAUUCACCGUUGACCACUCGGUAGCAUCACUAUCAAACGGAAUCAUGGUCUGCGUAAAGCCGCAAUAUUCGGCGAACGAUUUCAGUAAAGUGGUCAAAGUCUUCAGCAUGGGUGUGAACGAUGUCACACGAAAAUUGUAUCAAAUAUACCCCGGCCCAUUGAUACGCGGCAUUACGCAUAAGAAGACAAUAAUUGAAUUUUGUGAGGAACAAAUUCGACUGGGGCCGUCACUGGCCAGUGUUAGAGCGAAAGGUAAUUCGAUGUCGAGUUUGUAUUCAUCUGGUGUGGCGAAUAAGGCAUCCUACACGCUGAUGUGGAAUCUGUUGAUUUUACUACUGAGACAGAAUGGCAUGGUCGUUGGAACAGACAUAUCCGAGCUGUUAUUGAAGAACAGAUCGGAAUUCCCGUACGAAACAGCUUCAACGAACUCAAUGACGUCACUCCACAGUCGUCGCAAUUCAACCGAUUCGGGGAAAAAUCGCCUCAACGAGGACACUAGCGAUGAAUCGAAUGAUGUAAACGAUUCGGAAUCAAAGAAAUCCUUGAGCGAAGUGGAAAUAACGGAAAAAUUCCGCAAUUAUCUGUUGUACGGCAAUGUGAACGAGGCAUUGGAAUGGGCUACGGAUAACAAUUUGUGGGGACACGCACUGUUCUUAGCAUCGAAAGUCGAUCGUCGAUCGCAUGCCAAUGUUAUGAUGAAAUUUGCAAAUAAAUUGGCGCUGAAUGAUCCGCUUCAAACGUUGUAUCAAUUGAUGAGUGGCCGGACACCGUCAUCAGUUACGAGCGUACAAGACGACAAAUGGGGUGACUGGCGUCCCCAUUUAGCUAUGAUACUUGCAAAUACUUCACAAAAACCCGAACUGGAUCGAAAAGCCAUUACAACUCUUGGCGACUCAUUGUACAAUCGCAGCGACCUGUUUGCAGCCCAAUUUUGCUAUUUGAUGGCACAGGUCGGUUUCGGCAAGUACUCCAACGUUAACCAAGAGAGUGGUUUGAUGCUAAGUUCAUCGAAUGCAAUUCGAUUAAUUCUGCUGGGCUCGUCACACCGAAAACCAUUCAAAGACUUUGCUACCAAUGACGCUAUUAUGAUGACAGAAAUCUACGAAUACGCGUGCGCUUUGAAUGACGAUUCGUUUUCGAUCGUCGACUUCCAGCCAUACAAAUAUUUGUUAGCCACACGAUUGAUCGAUUAUGGUAUGCAUGUCAGAGCGUUGAUGUACUUGGAACAGAUUUCCUAUCACAUUCAGAAGAAUGUCAGCAAAUACGAGCCUGAUUUUAUCGGCAAGGUUUAUGCACUCGCCGAUCGUCUCAAAUAUUUCGAUACCGUGUUCGAUCGGAAUGCGGACACGUUCCAGGAUGAUGGUGGGGAAUAUUCCAAUGUUGCUUCUCUGGGCGAUCAGCAAUGGCUUCAAAAUCUGUUCCAGACGGUCAAUCAAUUUGGGAAUUUAGCGCAACCACCCGCCAUACCAACAAUGGCCGUUCAUGAUGAUAGAAUGUAUCCGUCAAUGGAAACAAAAACCCACAUCGAUCAGCAGUUCGAACAGAUCAACCAACAAUUCAGCGAACUUAACCUUCAAUACACACAAAAUUAUGGAUUUGAACAGACGGCGCCUGUUAGCCAACCCUUGUCGAUGGAUUACAAUCCGCCACAAAAUUUUGGUGGACAAGGCGGCCUUGUUGAUAACAGCUACAAUCCGUAUGAUCAUGGGCAACAACAAACCGUUGAUUCCAUGGGAGCUGAGAACAAUAUGAUGUAUGACAAUGAUCAACAACAACAACAACAACAAUUCGAUCAAGUGCAGAAUGAUCAGUCUGAUUAUUGGAACCAAGUGAACUCGAACGAGCCGCCGGACUCACGGAACCCAUCAUCGCAUACACCAUCCAUGCCAUCAAUCGAAAACAUUGAGCCCGAACCAGAACUACCGAAACCGUCUAUCUCCAUGCCAAAUUCCAUUUCAAAUAAGCCUGGCUUUUAUGACGAUCCACCGCCAGCCGCCUCGUCAGCCCCGACCAAGCAACAAAAUUCGUCUGACGAAGCACGCAAAGAACAGUCUAACGCCACGAAAGUUCAAAGUCAAAGUGCAAAUUCAAACAGCGGCUGGUUCGGUGGUAUUUGGAAUAAACUCUCUCUGAAACCGAAAAAUCAAAUGAUUUUGCCGGAUGAUAAAAAUCCCUCUAUUGUAUGGGAUCCUGACAAGAAAAAAUGGGUAAACACGGAUGGGGAUGCCGAUGAAAGUGAACAGUUUAGGCCACCUCCCAAAAUGGCAGACCUAGCUGCCAACAGUCAACCACCACAUAGUGCUAAUCCACCCCUAACACAGCCCUUGUCGCAUGAAAAAUAUUCGAAUCCGAAUCCCGUUCCCACUAAUUUACCACCGGCAUCAACUGGUUUCGAUCAACCCGUGCGAUCAAUGCCAACAGCGAAUCCGUCGACCGGUGGUGAAGCGACAAAGGUUCCCAAUUUGCAGUCAAAUAUGUUUAAAAUGCAAAGAAACCGAACAUUAAAAAAGUCUUACGUUGAUGUGUUCAAUCCGUCUGGUGCACCGGCAAAACCAAUCGAACCGAUAAUGGCACCAACAGUGCCAAUACCAUCGAUACCACAGAGUGGUUACUUUGUUCCCGGAGCUGCGCCCGCAAUUGGUGACGGUCAAUCCCAGCAAGUAGAUAAUUCAACACAUUUCUACAAUCCCGCUCAACAUGGUGCUGGAGGUUUCCAACAGUAAAAGUGACACUUAGUUCAUAGUUAAUCCGUCAGAAAUAUUGGCAUGUCGCUUACAGUUUCAUUGAAUUUAUUAUAAAAUCGAUUUUGUUCUACCUUUGAUAGAAUUGAAGCUUAAAUCAUUGCAACGAAGGGCCUUUGAAACCUAAAUUAAAAAUGGGAAGAAUUUAACUUAGUAUCGGUGUAUCACACAUAAUUUGAAUGGUGAACAAUUCACUUCCACAUUAUAUUUUAUUCGGAUCUAUUCUCUGGGUUUUAUAGUGGUUGGUACAGAGAUUAUAUUUAUUGUUGAUGAGUUGUGGAUUCACUGGAAUCAUAAAUUAAAUUUUUAAUUUUGAAAUUCUGUUCAGAAUGAGCUAUUUUCCUUGUCUUUAAUUUGGUAUACCCACAAAACCAAUGACUUUAAUAUUUCUAAUGUCUUUGCACUAAACAGUGAAAGUUAGCUUAGGGCUCUGGCAUUAGAAUCAUUUUAAAAGAAGCCAAACGGAUCUGAGUCCUAGAACUUCAACUGACCCGCAUGUCUUAAAGAAAGGCUUUCAAUAAGAGCGGCAAAAUGAAUUCGAAAUAGAUGCAUCAUCAAGAUUAGUCGUCUGUGUCCAUGCAACGGAAACAUUGCUUUUGUGUUACAAUUAAUUAAAAGUCCAUCUGAAGCCAAACGGUGGCAAGUGUCUAAGAGUAUUUCAUCGGGUGUGAUUAAGUUAAAAUGGAAUUUUUUUUGUGUAAUUUUUUCUUUUGUUAUUGUUUCUGGAAAUAUAUUUUAUUUUUCGUCGUGUAAAUAUUGUUUAGAUGUCGUCAUUGGACAUCAGCAAGAAACAAGAGAUGUGUAUACGGUACAGUGGAGUUUAAAAAAUAUUUUUUUUGUUUCGUUUUAUCUUCUUCUUCUGCUGUUGAUUUUAAAUAGAGAAUAUUUCGCUAGAUUUUUUUUUUAAUUUUAAACAAUUCAUAUUCAUAUCAAGUUCUUAUGUAUAUUUUUGAUUGAUUUGCCAACUGUGAUGGAACUAUGAAACAUUGUACGAGAUAGAGGUUGAGAGUGAGAAAGUUAGCAACACACAGCUGCUUGUACGGAUGAUAGGAAUUUAGCAAAUUUAUAAUAUUGAAGUAUGAUGAUGGAAACCUUAACAAUUUUUUUUUUCAUUUUUGAACAAUAUCCAAGUCAUUUGUCAGUUAUAAUAGACGUAAAGUUAAUUGUUGUUGAUUUUGUAUAAUGAAAAACAAAACAAAUUGAAACGAUUUUUACAUUAAUAACCUACAUAGAUUCCAAAAUAUAGUUACAAAACAUAUAAUGGGUUGGUAUAAUAUUAACGAAAUAAAUUAAAA
Bradysia coprophila is the source of this 8040-nucleotide messenger RNA. RefSeq names its product endoplasmic reticulum export factor secretory 16 (gene Sec16). Gene Ontology annotation, cellular component: ER to Golgi transport vesicle membrane; endoplasmic reticulum exit site. Gene Ontology annotation, biological process: Golgi organization. The record is from RefSeq and is a predicted model, not a curated record. NCBI's taxonomy places the organism in Eukaryota, Metazoa, Arthropoda, Insecta, Diptera, Sciaridae.